Molecule: messenger RNA, 2615 nt
Organism: Haliotis rufescens (red abalone)
Lineage: Eukaryota; Metazoa; Mollusca; Gastropoda; Lepetellida; Haliotidae
Product: probable glycosyltransferase STELLO1
Exons: 3
Coding region: 1-2262 (753 amino acids)
Source: RefSeq, a predicted model, not a curated record
AUGCGAUUUGUGUCCUGGCGUGUUUUAGGAUUCUUGAACACGUUGGCCGUUUGUGUGUGUCUGUUGUUUGCUUACAUUGCUUGGCCUGGAGGAUUGCAAAGGAGCAAGAUUACCAUUGAUAACAGGAACUUCAGCUCAAGGCAAAUAGACAAGUUCAGCACUGUUCAGUCAGAUCGAUGGAUAGUGGUGACAACCAUCUCCUACCCUACUCCAGACAUCAAGUUCCUGGCAAACAUACCCGGAUGGAAGGUUGUUGUCGUCGGAGACACCAAGACGCCAGCAGACUGGAGGAACCAAAACUGUGUAUUUUUAAGUUUAGAGGAUCAGCGUGGGCUUGGCUUUGACACAGAGUCACUUCUGCCUGAGGAGAGCUAUGCAAGAAAGACGAUGGGAUAUCUGUUUGCAAUAGCUCAUGGCGCAAAGGUAAUUUAUGAAACUGAUGAUGACAAUCGUCCCCUUGAUCUACUGAAAACUUUCAAACUAGAUCCAACAAUGUGGGGAAUCUUGUACAGAGGGGAAAAACUCUUUAAUCCCUACCGCCAUUUUGGACAGCCGACAUUGUGGCCAAGAGGAUAUCCGCUUGGUUCUGUAGGAGAAUCACCAACAACAGAAUAUCUACUAAAUCACUGGAAAACGCCAUCUAUUCAGCAGGGUUUGGUCAACGGAGAUCCAGAUAUGGAUGCCAUUUUCAGACUGACCCGGAAACAAACCCGUUCUCAGCUGAAUGUGACCUUUGAUGGAAGAGCUCCACCAGCAAUUGUUCCAGCUGGCGUUUUUGCUCCCUUUAAUUCCCAGAAUACCCUUUUCUUGUAUGAUGCAUUAUGGGCACUCCUAAUUCCAUCAACCACGACAUUCCGAGUGUGUGAUAUUUGGAGAGGCUACUGGGCUCAGAGACUCUUGUGGGAGAUGGGAGGAAAUGUAGGGUUCUUCCCACCAAAUGCUGUCCAGAGGAGGAACUCUCAUUCCUACCUCAGUGAUGCACAGGAAGAGAAGGAUCUCUAUUUCCAGACAGAACGCCUUGUUGAUUUCCUUACCAAAUGGAAAUGUGGAGCAAAUAGAACAUUUUUUGCUUGUAUGACUAAAUUAUCGACUGAUAUGGUACAUGAGAACUUUUGGAAGGAAAGGGAUGCAAGUCUGACAUCUCUUUGGAUCAAGGACCUUGUGGCACUUGGCUACAAGGAACCAAAAAGAAUUCCGUUUGGUUCUCUAAAAUACGCUGCUCAAUAUAUAACAGUAGAGAAAUUGCAAACACAAACUCGUAUGACGGAUCAACAGAUCAAUGUCAAAUUCUGGGCGGCUGGGCAAACACCACCCCAGAUAUAUUCCCAAGCUACGCAGUCACCUGCGGUUGUGUCGCAUGCUGCUCAAAUAGCUUCCUAUUGCAGCGGUGAAUCGUUUAUAGCAUCUAAACUGACAGAUAUCAUUACAUAUCCAAAUAUUUUGUUAAUUGUAGUGUUCAACUUUCCCCACUAUGAGAAUCUCCAGUUUCUGGAGACAAUGUACAGCAUGCACUUUCCUCACAUCAUUUAUUGUGAAGCCAACAAAGAUCAAUUUGACACUCACGCUAAGCUCCUUCUCAAGCCCUUGACCUUCAUAGAGGUCGACCAUGCCAAUGGUUGGCUUGGUCAGCUCUGUUUGAUAGAAGCCAUGAAAAUGCAGUUCCGUGUUGAUGGAUACUUGUACAUGGGCGAUGAUGUCUUGCUUAAUGUGUGGAACAUUCACAUGUUUCCAUUAAACAAACUCUGGGUUUAUCACGUAAGAGUUGUACGACAGUCUAGGAAGGAACAUGGCAACCGGGUGCACCAUCCCAAAGUAGGAUCACAAGCAUACCAGGCUGCUCUAAAAGCUUUGAAAAUUGUAGAUAUUCACAGAUAUAACAGUUUCACAGAUAUGCUUUCUAACAACUCAAGGGAGAAAGAUGGAUUCUAUAUUGGUUCGUCGGACAUUUGUUAUGUUCCUGAAAAAUACAAAGAUGACUACCUCUACUAUAUGGAACACUUCUCCAGGUUUGACUUAUAUAUUGAGGUGAUAUUUCCAACAGUUCCCCGUGGAAUAGAAAAGUUGGAGAAUCUUUACAUGAUGAAGGGAACCUACUGCGGAUAUGAACCAAUUGCCGACAUACCGAAGCAUUUUAAUGAGCGUAACCUCUUUGUGCACACUGUUAAAAUAUCAAAAUCAGUAUAUGUCCCCGAAGGAAGGACAUUUUUCUGUAAAUAUUUCUUUCCUCUAACUUUGAAAAAUUCGCGGUUUAAAAUGCCCUAACUCGCAUGCUGAAACCUUAAAACCACACCCGCUAACGGACUACUGAUUCCUGAUUGGCUCCAAAUAGAAAGGCGGGGCUUGUGGUGCAUUAUGGCGCUGAACUCUGUCACAAAGGUGCGUUUUUGAUCAAAUAAGCAGAAUGUGAAGGUAUUAUUGUUGUGUUACAACUGCUAGAGGAGUGGCCAGACUCUCUACUGCCGACACACCCCUCUCCAUAGCAAAAGAAAACAAAUUGACGUCACUUAAUGUUUUUGCAUCCAAUGUAAUAGAAUAUGAUGGUUGUGGUCAGAUAUUUUGGUUGCAGAUUCUGGGAUAUUUUGGUCAAAAUGAACACUUCUGUUGUAAAAAAUCAA